Messenger RNA from Acyrthosiphon pisum (pea aphid), 2158 nucleotides. Its product is annotated as sun domain-containing protein 1. Gene Ontology annotation, cellular component: Golgi apparatus. Bases 203 to 1546 code for a protein of 447 amino acids. The record is from RefSeq and is a predicted model, not a curated record. Lineage: Eukaryota; Metazoa; Arthropoda; Insecta; Hemiptera; Aphididae. The transcript has 7 exons.
GUGUUCUUAUCAUUGUUAUCGAGGUAUCGAGCGGAGUUCCGAAAAAUGAGUGUACACAGACUGCACGAUUGUACAAAAGUAUGAAACGCCUUAAACGGUAUUACAGUAAUCGUUUAUCGUUACUUUGUUAAUUAUAAUAGGUGAAGUUUCCAAAUUUAGUAUUACCAUUCAACCACACCCAUAGUAAUAUUAUCUUUAAAAAAUGGGCCUUUGUAAAUGUCCAAAGCGCAAAACUACAAGUCAUUUUUGUUUUCAUCAUUGCGUCAAUGUCUGUGAACAUUGCAUCGUCAACAAUCAUACAACAUGUACAGUUAAAUCAUAUACCACCUGGUUGAAAGAAGCAAGUGGUAGCAUAUCGUCAUCAUCGGUUACAGCAGCUGCAUUAUGCGCUGUUUGUCAAAAGCAGUUGGUUUUAACAUCAAAAGAAGUUGACAACUCAGCAGUUAAUCUCAAUGGCCCUAGAAGUAACACAAAAAUUCCUAUACGGCUUUUAUGCUAUCAUGUAGUGCAUACACGGUGUUUAUCGUCUUAUGUUAAAAAGCAAUUGAAAGAAGGAAACAUUUUAAAAUGUCCAUCAUGUGAUAAACAAUUAUGGAUACAACAACAAAAGCAAUCACAAGUUUCUGAUGACAACUCAGGAAUUGAUUCCAAUGAUUUAACACCUGUUGCAUCACUGUUGUACAAACAUUUAUUGGAUAAUGGUAGUUGGUGGGGCCAGGCAUUGAUUACAAAUGGAAAUGUAAAUGAUAUUGAGAAAUAUUUAAUUGAAGAUGAACUUCAUGAACUUGGAGAAGAAUCAGAUGAAGAAAUACAACAAUUUGAAAACCAAUCAACAUUCAAAAAUAAUAUAUCUCAAAUAAAUAUUAUUGCAGACAAUACAUCUCCUAUCACACUUGCUGAAAAAAUGCAUUUGCCUGAUAGUAACAUUGGUUAUUACAAUCAUUAUGAAUUAACACAUACAGCACCAGAUGUAACAACUAUCAACUACCGUAAUAAUACAAAUCAAAUAUAUCAACCAAUCCAUCAUCGACAUUUCAACAAUAACUAUGGUCAAGAUUCAGCAUUAACAUUACAACAGAUGCAGCAUCAACAACAACAACAACAACAAAAACAAUGUUCAUCUGUUAAUAUGACAACAAUUUCACAGAGUUCAGAUUUGAAUAAUAGACAUGUGAUAACGUCCAUUACUCCAUUACUAUUAAAUAAUGAUAAUAAUUUGAAUCAUGAUGAACAACAAGAUCCUAGUGGCAAAUACAGGCCUAAAAAGUUUAAUAAUCAAUCUUGGUCUUUAAGUUACCAACGGCUUUUGCAAUAUUUUCGUGGUACAAACAAUAAAGCAGAAGAUAAUAGUACUACAAGAAUUGCCACAAUAAUUAUUUUUUGUUUAUUAAUCAUUGUAGUUUUAUUAGUAGCUAUUACUAGUUAUACACGUUCCAAUAAUGAACCAUUUGAUAAUAACAGCAUAGAUUAUGCUGGAGACGAUAUUGAAAAUAAUGGUGGUGGCGCAGCAACAAAUUUAAAAAGUUUCAAUGUUAACAACUUGUAAAAGAAAAUGUAACUUUGGUAAUUUUACUAAAAAUCUUAAUGUAUUGUUUCUGAUUAGAUUAAAAAUUUUUUUUUUUUUGUUUACGUGGCAAAUUAUAUUAAAAUCAUAUUUUAUUGUGAGAUUCUCACUCAGUUAUUUUAUCAGUCACAAAAAUAUUACAUUCAAAGUGUUUCUGAUAUUCCACACAAAACCUAGAAUUUGAAUGAAAGUUUAUUUUUAUAAUAUUUUUAUUUUAUAUUUAAAAUUUAAAUUAAAAACAAUUACUAUUUGCUCUUCAAUAAAUACAUUUAUUUGACUAUAACAAACAUUUAUUAGCUGGCAAUAAUGGUUCAUAGUUUUUUAAAUAUUAAUAUUAUGGAACAGUGUUGCAAUAUUAUAAGUAUGCAUUUCUUUCUUUAAAAUACAUAUUUAAACAGUGUUUAAAAGACUUAUAAAAAGAAAAACUGAAAAACAUUUUUUUUGGUGAUGUACGUCUUAAUAGUAAAAGUUAUAGUUGCUUAUGAUUUAUGAACAUAUUUGUUUAUGUAUUUAUAUGUGAUUAUGUGUAAUUUUCUAUUAUUAUUGAAAUAAUUAUGUGAUUUUGAUAAUAAAAUCCAUCUAAUAUUUAUAUUA